UCUCGUGUCCCGUCUCGUCGCAUCCACUGUCGCAUCAUCCGCUCCAUCUCUUCCUCGCUCGUGUUGCCGUAUCCGAAUCUCCACCACCCAAACCUCCCUUCCCUCCAUGGGUACUGGAGCCUCCAGGAACUCCGAUUGCUCCCACGGCGGCCGGGAGGGGCAGCUCUACGUCGCCCUCAAGAUGGAGAACUUCAAGGUUCGAGGCGACCUCGUCCCGCACGUCUACGGCUCCAUCCCCAUCACUGGCUCCUGGGACGCUGCCAAAGCACUCUCGAUGGCGCGGGAAUCGGCCUCGAUGUGGGAGCUCAGCUUCGUCGUGCCUCCUGAUCACGAGACACUAGAUUUCAAGUUCUUGUUGAAGCCCAAGAACAACACAGGGACGUGCGUGGUGGAGGAGGGGCAGAACCGGCUUCUCACGGGAGGGGCGUUGGAGGAGGGGGAUUCGAGGCCGGCACUUUUCAAGAUUGGCGAUGAUGAGGUGCUCGAGUUUAGGGUGUUCAUCAAGGUCGACAUUUUGUCCCCGUUUGAUCUUGCUGCAAGCUGGAGAGCUUAUCAGGAAAAUAUCGAACCAUCGAGAGUUCGAGGGAUUCCGGAUGUCAGUAUCAACGUAGCGGUGGAGAAUGGUUCAACGCCCACUUUGGAGCUUGAUUUAGAACACUAUGUUGUUCCAGCACCCUCUUCCAUUGUUGAUGAUGCUUAUGCAGCUAACUUGACAGAGACACCAAGAUCAUUAUCUAAUAGGAAUUUCUCCAAAUAUGAUGCCUCAACUGGUGAUUCAUAUGGCUCAAAUAAAGCUGGUGACUCCUCUAACCAUCGUGAGGACAUGGAUACUUUUAUCUCAGAUCCUCCUGAACUUCUUCCAGUUCCUGGUAUGGUAGAGUCGAAGUCAGUUGGCGCAUUCUCACCAGUGCCAAAGCAAGAUGGUCAGAAAGGACUCUUUGUCGAUAGGGGUGUUGGCUCUCCUAGACUUGUUAAAUCAGCUAGCGGAGGCACAUUCACAUUUGAUCUCAAAUUGGACAGUGAAACAAAGAAGGGAAUGCCAGCAGCUGCUGGAGCAGUUGCAGCUGCGGCUGUAGCUGAUCAGAUGCUUGGAUCGGAGGAGGAUAGUCGGUUGGCCAUUGUCCUGGUUGGUUUGCCAGCCCGAGGAAAGACCUUCACAGCAGCCAAGCUUACUAGGUAUUUAAGAUGGUUGGGCCAUGAAACAAAACAUUUUAAUGUUGGGAAGUAUCGCCGCCUUAAGCUUGGGACAAAUCAGUCGGCUGAUUUUUUUCGUGGGGACAAUCCAGAAGGUAUGGAAGCACGCAAUGAGGUUGCAGCUUUGGCUAUGGAUGAUAUGAUAGCGUGGAUGCAGGAAGGAGGUCAGGUUGGUAUUUUUGAUGCCACAAAUAGCAGCAGAAAACGUAGGAAUAUGCUCAUGAAAAUGGCUGCAGGAAAAUGCAAGAUCAUAUUUCUGGAAACAAUAUGCAAUGAUGAGCGCAUAAUCGAAAGCAAUAUACGGUUGAAAAUUCAACAAAGUCCUGAUUAUGCAGAAGAAAUAGACUUCGAAGCUGGAAUGAGAGAUUUUAAAGAGCGCUUAGACAAUUAUGAAAAGGCAUAUGAGCCGGUGGAAGAGGGUUCUUAUAUCAAAAUGAUUGACAUGGUCAAUGGACAAGGAGGGCAGAUACAAGUUAACAAUAUCAGCGGUUAUCUACCUGGAAGAAUAGUCUUCUUCUUGGUAAACACUCAUCUAACACCCCGUCCUAUUCUGCUCACUCGGCAUGGUGAAAGUCGAAACAAUGUUAGAGGAAGAAUCGGAGGUGAUGCAGUUUUGAGUGAAGCUGGGGAACUUUAUGCGAAGAAACUUGCAAACUUUGUCGAGAAGAGACUGAAAUCUGAGAAGACAGCCUCUAUAUGGACUAGCACACUCCAAAGAACCAUUUUAACUGCAAGUGCGAUUGUUGGUUUUCCAAAGAUACAAUGGCGUGCUCUUGAAGAGAUAAAUGCUGGAGUAUGUGAUGGAAUGACUUACGAAGAAAUAAAGAAAAACAUGCCUGAGGAAUAUGAAUCUCGUAAGAAGGACAAGCUUAGAUAUCGAUACCCUCGUGGAGAAUCAUACUUGGAUAUCAUCCAAAGGUUAGAGCCCGUAAUUAUUGAGCUCGAACGACAGCGUGCUCCUGUUGUCGUUAUUUCUCACCAGGCAGUGUUGAGAGCAUUGUAUGCAUAUUUUGCUGACAGGCCAUUGAACGAAAUUCCUCUCAUUGAGGUACCAUUUCAUACAAUAAUUGAGAUACAGAUGGGUGUCACUGGUGUCCAAGAAAAAAGAUACAAGCUCAUGGGUUAAUUCAUUUUCAUGGUGGUGCGAGCAUGAGUUAAAAUGUCAUCCAGUUGACAUUGCUACCUUCCUUGGUUGUCACUUGUGUGAUGAUUUACAGAAUGGAAGAGCAAGCCACUCCAAUUUUUAUGGCCACAAUUAUCAACAAUAGAGAUGGCAUAGUUCAUCAAAACAAUCUUAUUCUGUCAAUAUUUUGUGUGCUUUUGUGGUUCUUGAGCUAUAAGACCUUGUGUAUUUUGUUCAUGCUUACAUAGAGUGGCAUUCUUGGAGCACAAACAGAUUUAAAAGGUCAUUUAACUUAGCAACCUUGUUUUUUGAACAGGUGAAUCAUAUUGCCGCCUUUCGAUGCAUGAAACAAUAGUCUUUUUGAAGUCCGCAUCUGGAACUUUAACCUGCUCUUGCAGGAAUUCAAUGAUAUCUAUGCAGGUUGCGCGUGCUGAUAAUUACCUGAGUUGAUGAAAUAAUUGAAGAAGCCAAAGUACCAAGAAGAUCCAAACUUGCUCGGGAGCUUGAUAUCAACUAAAGAUCUAAUCCAGCAUCUGCUACUUGCUUUAACAAAACUAUCUAUAACAUAUUGAAUCCUUCAAUAUUUAGUUCUUUUUUACUGUAAUUUCCCUAUCUUUUGGUUGUAUUUUCAAAUGUGCAAUGAAUAUAUUUGAAAAGAAUCUGUCGAGAUUGGCA
Molecule: messenger RNA, 2992 nt
Organism: Zingiber officinale
Lineage: Eukaryota; Viridiplantae; Streptophyta; Magnoliopsida; Zingiberales; Zingiberaceae
Product: 6-phosphofructo-2-kinase/fructose-2,6-bisphosphatase-like
Exons: 23
Coding region: 107-2320 (737 amino acids)
Biological process (GO): fructose metabolic process; fructose 2,6-bisphosphate metabolic process
Cellular component (GO): cytosol
Molecular function (GO): 6-phosphofructo-2-kinase activity; ATP binding; starch binding
Source: RefSeq, a predicted model, not a curated record